Amborella trichopoda is the source of this 1592-nucleotide messenger RNA. The record is from RefSeq and is a predicted model, not a curated record. NCBI's taxonomy places the organism in Eukaryota, Viridiplantae, Streptophyta, Magnoliopsida, Amborellales, Amborellaceae.
GAGAGAGAUCCUCGACUAUUAAAUGCACCGUUCCAUGUCCACUGAUACACGUUUAGUAGCUUCAGAGCCUAAGCAUCGACGAAGCCGCUCUAUGAGGGCGACGGUGACGCUUUAACAAUGACGAUGGCACGCCGAUGGUGUUUGUUGUUUCAGCUCUCUCUCUCUCUCUCUCUCUCUCUAAAAUCUCUCUCUUUUUCUCUCUCCUGUAACAACGUUCUAUUUACUUAAAGGUGUACAGCCCAAGUCGUCGCCUUUGCUGAAGUCUUCGAAUUCAUGCAACUGUCAUGAAUCCCCACUCUUUUAUUGGCAUAUCCAUUACCCAAAAGGCCAAUUCACACUUGAAUUCUCUUCUUCCCUCCAACUCCAUGAUUCUUUAUUCUGAAUUCCACUCUUUGUAGCGAGAGAAAAACCAAACCUAAAUGCAAGUUGCUUACUUCCCCUCACCAGCAAAGAAGGAAACUCAAGCAGCGGUUUAAUGGAUUCCCGUCACCAUGUUUCGGUCCAAGAAAAGGUAAUGGAUCUUGAAGCUGAACUGGAAAGAAUGAGUAGAGAGAACGAGAAGCUUAAUGUUAUGCUCGGUCUCAUGAACCAAGACUGCAAUAGCUUGAGGAGUCGAUUAAUGGAAACAGAGGUUGCAGACGGUGACAAUAAUAAGGAAUCGAUGAUACCCCGAAAGAGAAAGGGGGCCAUUCAAGUUACAGAGAGUAGCUCAAGUGAAGAUUCAAACAAGAAGAUGAGAGAAUCGCCGAAAUCGAAAGUUUCGCAAUUUUGUUUGAGAACGGAUCCAUCGGAUACAAGCCUUAUACUGAGAGAUGGGUGUCAAUGGAGGAAGUAUGGGCAGAAGGUUACAAGAGAUAACCCUUCACCUCGAGCUUAUUAUAGGUGUUCCAUGGCUCCUGGUUGCCCCGUUAAGAAGAAGGUGCAAAGAAGAGCAGAUGACAGCUCCAUUCUAGUGGCUGCCUAUGAAGGGGUGCACACUCACCCUUUACCUACUUCAUUGGAUGCACCUGAUGGUUUAGAGUCUUUAGACAUUAUAAGACCAGAACCAUUAGCCUCUGCACCAUCCACACCCUUUCUUCCUUGCUCCUCUAUUUCUCUCUCUAACUCCUUCCCCACUAUCACUCUAGACCUUACUCAAACAUCCCUGAACCAAGAAGGCCCAAGGCCUGAAAGGGAAGCUCGAGUUUCAUCAAAUUACAGCAUUUCUCAGCAGCUAUUAGUUCAAAUUUUGGCUUCUUCUUUGACAAGAGACCCAUCUUUCACAACUGCACUAGCCGAUACGAUUUCGAGGAAUUUUUUCCGUAAGUGAUGAAGAAGAAGAUGUUGGUUUCUAUUCUCAGUGAGAGAUUAGCACAAUAUUGUUUGUGGGUGUCUUCCUCCAUGCUUAGAGAGCAGUAGUCGGUGUGCUGUUAAGUUGGCUAACCUUUGAGUGAUGGUUUCAUGGAUGCUUUUCAAGUAGUGAUAUUACAUGGAGAAGAAUAUCAGUCUGUUGUGAACUUCAUUUUCUCGUCUUGUUCUUAUUUCAAAAAUAUGGGAUUGUUUACAACGAAAGCAUUUACUUUUUAUAUGAGGAGGUCACAAUCAUUCUUAUA